AUGUCCUUUCCCAACCGGCUCCCCGCUAACUCAUAUGAGGGCACGAUCGAUGGUAUUGAAAUCAGAUGGGGCCCUUCCGCAAUUACCAGACUAUCCGAUAAUGCCAGUCUUUUCCCGGCGGGCCUAGAAACCAUGAAAGGUGUUACGGAAGAUUUGGGUUAUGCGUGUGCAAAGCGACUCGGGAAAAACAGGGUUAAGAUCUUGGGCGCAUUCCAUGACCAUACCACCAAUUCCGCAACCGGGGAGAGACGUCCAGAUGGCCGCCAUUGCACGUAUGGGAUGAGUCCAGGGCAAAUUAGGGUCCAUGUUUACGUUGAUCUCACUGAAACGAUGCCGAUUGAGGAAAUGAAGGUGUUGGGAGAAGGCGUGGUCCUGAACAACACAACUACCCCAGACCCAACUCUAUCCAUAGGUACUUAUUCUUAUUAA
Messenger RNA from Microsporum canis CBS 113480, 429 nucleotides. RefSeq lists its product as uncharacterized. The transcript has 2 exons. The record is from RefSeq and is a predicted model, not a curated record. Lineage: Eukaryota; Fungi; Ascomycota; Eurotiomycetes; Onygenales; Arthrodermataceae. The coding region runs from base 1 to 429 and encodes 142 amino acids.